AUGAGCAAGUCACCCAUCACCUGCCACGUGCUGGACAGCACCCUCGGCCGGCCGGGUAAAGGCGUCAAAGUAUAUCUCGAGAGGCUCUCAUCCACGACCGGAGGAGCUGCUGCAGAGAAGCUGGCUGAGGGGGAGACAGACUCUGAUGGCAGGUGCACGACACUGUUGGUACCAGAGACGAAGCUCCCACCAGGCGCCUAUCGCAUGCGCUUCGAGACUGGAGCCUACUUUGCGAAAGACGGCCGACCGACCUUCUAUCCCUUCGUUGAGGUCACAUUCACCUUGCCCAAUCGGCCUGAUCAACACUAUCAUAUCCCGCUGCUCCUCUCGCCCUUUUCAUACACCACAUAUCGAGGUUCAUGA
Messenger RNA from Tilletiaria anomala UBC 951, 363 nucleotides. Its product is annotated as Hydroxyisourate hydrolase. Gene Ontology annotation, molecular function: hydroxyisourate hydrolase activity. The record is from RefSeq and is a predicted model, not a curated record. The transcript has 3 exons. Bases 1 to 363 code for a protein of 120 amino acids. Gene Ontology annotation, biological process: purine nucleobase metabolic process. Lineage: Eukaryota; Fungi; Basidiomycota; Exobasidiomycetes; Georgefischeriales; Tilletiariaceae.